Talaromyces amestolkiae is the source of this 1737-nucleotide messenger RNA. RefSeq lists its product as uncharacterized. The record is from RefSeq and is a predicted model, not a curated record. Bases 1 to 1737 code for a protein of 578 amino acids. Gene Ontology annotation, molecular function: myosin binding. The transcript is spliced from 5 exons. NCBI's taxonomy places the organism in Eukaryota, Fungi, Ascomycota, Eurotiomycetes, Eurotiales, Trichocomaceae.
AUGGAAUCCUUGGUCUAUGAGGAUUCGCCGUUGGCAGAUUAUCUCGAAGGUGAAGGCGAACGUGACCAAGAUUGGGCGCCGCUGCAGAUCGAGACGAACGGAGACGCACAUUCCCAGAACUUCGCACCGAAAGGGUUACCAACGGUACAAACACGCGUUCGGGACGCAUCCGUCGCAGCGAGCGACAGGAACUCCUCACAAGAGCAAGGAACCGGAGUGUUUGGCCGGAUACAUCACACAUGCUCUUCGGCAGUCAGUUCGCGAAUCGGAAAGCGUGAUAAUGAGAGGUUCCUGGAACAAUUCGGCUACGUAAUAGUCGCAUCGCAUUUGCUGGACGAAUAUAAUGCUGCAUCACAUACGACUGCAGCAAAAGAUGCUCAACCGAAUUUACCUGGCCAUGACGCGAUAUCAUUCUCUACCACCGUCGGACUUACCGGAGCUGUCGUCACUGCAGUAACAUCAUUCUCAAUAGUUGGAUUAAUACACUGGAGCCGGUCACGAACAAGUGCAGGUUUCAAUCCACGGAGAUUAGUGAUACUUCUCGUCGUGUUACCCCUGGUUGGGGCAGUCUUCUAUGCCUUUGCCAGGCGGCAGUGGCUGAGAAGCACGCCUUUACCGCCAGUCAGUCGUUUAGAGGAAACGACACACGUCCGUCGGUGCUUGCGAUUACGCCGCGCUGUCUCCGAGGGUCUAUCUCUUGUUCUUGAUCGGUAUAUACAAGCACAACAUACCAUCGGACUCCUCACGGAUUCAUCUCACCUCGAGAAAUACUAUGACAUCUACGAAAUAUCCAUGGCGGAGCUUGCUGAGGCUCGUUCCACAUCUUCCGAAACCAUAGGUGAAGACCAGUACUCGCUCAAGUGGCUCCGAAUAAUGUUCAGCCGAUUGUACACUAUGAGGCAAAGCAUACUUUGCUGUCUUUUGGCGCUGAAGGCAGAUGGAAGCGGUAGUGACAUUCCUCCGUGGACUUGUGCGGUCGAAGAAAUGCGGGAACUCGCCACAGUAACCCACGAAGCCGCAAACAAGAUUGCAAAUAUUUUGAACGAAAAAGACAAACCCGUCCCACCUCUCUCACCUAUACCCUCUGCAUCCACAGGUCGUGAUACCCUUCGAGCUCAAGCAAGACGAUUGAACUCUCUUUCACAAGGUAUUCGAGCUCUUCACGCCAAAAUGCACUUGAUGCGGGAAGAAUCAGACGAAAGCUUGACGCAGGACGCAAGCGAGCAGGACGUUGGAGCGUCCUUAAUGGCACAAUACGAAUCUAUCGGUGCCGACAUUCGAGGUCUUCUACAAGAAUGGGAAGCAGGCAAAAUGGCCCUGAUCAGUUCCUUGGAACAUCCAAACGGACUUCCCUCAUCAUCGUCUUAUGACCGAUUCUCACGGUCAUCAUCUAAUGAUUUGAAACUGCCGCUAUCACCAACUAGCAGCCUCGGCGGCGUUACAGCAGUAGACGGAAGUCCCACUGCAGCACUCAUGGCUCUUAACGGUGAAAUAGCAGAGAACGUCGCCGACGCCGAGGCAGAAGAGAUCUUUGAAGCAAUCGUCAUGCCAUCAUCCCGGAAACGGCAGUCUCUAACCAGAGAAGAGCGGAUAGCCCGCGUCAAGGAAGAUAGAGCGCGACAAGUCGCUGCGAGAGAGAGAGCAGACGCCAGCACGAAUAUGCUCCGAGAACUUGAGACGGUCAUCAAACAUCGCCCGACGCUGAAAAACAAGCCGCAGCGAAUAACCAGCAUCUAA